AUGUCUGUCUUAUUUUUUGCGGCAGUUGCGUUUGGUCUGGGCACGUUUGCUAGUCCUAUCGCGAGUAGGGGGGGACCUCGAGGACAGAUUGUCCUCGCGCAGAGUGCCCUUGCUGAGGUUUUGAAGCGGGGCGCUCCAAUCUUAGGAUAUGAUGAGGGAUGUCUUCAGUCGAGCGCAACUUGUGACUGGAUGGCCAAGUAUCCGGACGAUACAAGGAUCGUGCAUAUGAGUAUUCCUGGGACGCAUGAUGCUGCAACUUGGAACUAUUCACAGACGACACAGGAUGAGUUCAUUCAGUAUACCGGAGAGAUUGCGGCAGCGCAGUAUUAUCGGUGUCAAGAGCACUCCCUCUUUCAGAUGCUCAAUGGCGGAGUCCGAGCAUUUGACUUGCGAGUCGCUUAUAAUCCUGGAAAUGACACUAUCGGAUUUUACCAUUCUGCGGCCUUGUUAAGCCCAACAACCACGAUCGAAGAUGUAUUCUUUGGCUUCUACAGCUGGCUUGACAAGCACCCCACGGAGGCGCUCCUCAUCUCCAUCAACCACGAGAGCGGUACCGGUACACCGAACGAUGCCAAAUUUUACGAGCAUUUGUACGAUCUGUUCAAUAGCAGCCCGGCUACUGAGUACUGGGUUCAAACUAACGGGACACUCGGUACUCUCGGUGAAGCCCGAGGAAAGAUGACGCUCCUCCAACGAUUUAGCUACGAUCUCCUCCCGGCCUACGACACUAACAGGAUCGGGAUCUACCUCGAUGCGGAUCAAUGGACUGAUAAUGGGGCUAACAUCUCUAUUGUAUACAAUGAGGCUGAGAACCAGGUCGCGUACAUUGAGGAUUACUAUGAGAUAGGGUUAGAGGUCGGGGCUGGGGCUGCAGAGAAUAUCCAGUGGAAGUUUAAUGCCACGACGGCGCAUAUUCAGGAUGCCAUCGACAAUCACCCAGAUCAACUGUAUAUCAGUUUCGCUAGCUCCGAACAUAAUCUAGACUCGCCUCCCGAAACGCCCCGGAUCAUGGCCCUGGGUAACGGGACAGAUGUUCCUGGGGUGAACCAGAAGCUGCUUCCUUGGCUUCAGAAUAGGAAAGGAUCGAGAUUCGGAAUUAUCAGUGCGUUUUGUCGUUUCCUUGUCAUGAAGAGUGAUGUUAAUAGACUUCGAGUGCUUGACUUUUUCGAUAGUGUUCCCGGUUUGGUUGAAGCUAUCAUUGGUGUAUGA
Desarmillaria tabescens is the source of this 1209-nucleotide messenger RNA. Its product is annotated as PLC-like phosphodiesterase. Gene Ontology annotation, molecular function: phosphoric diester hydrolase activity. NCBI's taxonomy places the organism in Eukaryota, Fungi, Basidiomycota, Agaricomycetes, Agaricales, Physalacriaceae. The coding region runs from base 1 to 1209 and encodes 402 amino acids. The record is from RefSeq and is a predicted model, not a curated record. The transcript is spliced from 9 exons. Gene Ontology annotation, biological process: lipid metabolic process.